AUGCCUUGGGUAGUGAAAAGUGUCAAACAGAGUAUUAGAAUGCUCUGGGGUUGUUUUUACCUUAUAUCAGUUCUAAUAACUAUACCCAGUGCUUUUAAGAUUGGUGGUUUAUAUUGUGGUUUAUCUUUCACGAUGACUUUGUUUCAUUUAUACUUUCUUUCAACCACUAUGCAUUUAAUUGCCAAAAGAACGUUAAAUAAUUUUUACAUUCUUUUAUCUACUCUAGUAUAUUAUUUACAACACAUUGUAAUUGCAUCUUUAUUAUAUAUUUUUAUCACAAUAUUUUCAGAUGGAAAUUUAAAUGAGAUAUUAUCGAAUAAUAAAACUGAUCAAUUACCUUCGUUAUUAUAUUAUAUUAAAAAUGAUACAUCAAAAUCAGUUUCUCAAAAUUUUCAUUAUUUGCUAUUUUAUUAUUAUUAUUAUUAUGCAGUUCAACCGUGGAAUUAUCUUUUAUCUCAUUCAACACCAUUUUUCACAUUAUUGGAAGGGUUUUUCACAAUUUUGGGUAUUCAAGCAAUUGGUGAAACUUAUUGUUGGUUAUUACUAAAGAAACAAAAAAAAAUCUUUAAAUUACUAACUUGGCUUAUUUCAGUUGGUGUAAUUUUUACUGCAAUUCAUUUUCUAUAUAAAAUUUAUGAAUUUCAGGUAUGGGAACUAUCGAUCCAAACUGCUUCUUUGUUAGGUGUUACAAUGUCGUUAGUACUAACGGUAGGAAUAUUUGGUAUAUUUAGUACAAAUGGAUCAUUAAUUGAAAGUUCAUUGUUUUUGGGCUACAUUAUUCGUUGUUUCUAUGAAAUUUCUCCAGAAUUAUCAACUAGUGCUACAACGGAGAUACUAGAUAAUAUUAAAGAAGCUUGGCAAAAUCACCAAGGCUCGAUAACAGUUACAGAACAUAUUCUAUUUUACUAUAAUAAUGUCUUACUGAAAAAUAUCAACUCAAGCUAUUUAUUUAAUUCAAACUUUAGCAAAUCAAAUGACACUUCAGCAAAAAAUCGUACACUAGCAGAAAUUCAGAGAAGUACUAAUAACUAUACAUUGACAGAUAUAACAAAGCCUUCAGAUCUCAUCCAUUUGAUUGGCUUUAAAUCAAUCUAUCAAAAUUGGUUAAUAUAUGCCACACCGAUCUACGAGUUAUUAAAGGAUUUUGUUUUAAAUAUACCGACAUCAUUAGCUAACCUAUCUCAAGUUACUUAUAAACUUGCAUAUGAUUCAGUAUCUCCAUCAAUCGUUAUAAAUCUUUGCUUCCGUGUUUUAAUUUUUUACUCUGCAACACGAAUUAUUCCUGCAGUUCAAAGAAAAAAUCACCUUGAAACAAAAAGAAGUAGAAAUUUUUUGAAAGCAUUCUAUUUAUUUAGUCCUUGUAUUGUUAUUGCAAUGUAUACUAACUUAAUAUUACAAUACUCUGGUGAACUUAAAAAUGAUCUGUGUAUUUGGGGAUGUGAUAUCAUAUCUAAAUCUAUCUCGCAACGUAUGAGCACUAUCAAUAUGGAUGUUGGUAGUGAUGAUACAUAUCCCAAUAGAGAAUUCAUAGUGAAUUCUUGGGGAUUUUGGAACUGGUGUAAUAUAUUUUGCACAAUUUUCAUUUAUGGUUGUGAAUUGAUGGGAUUAUGA
This is a messenger RNA of Henningerozyma blattae CBS 6284, 1611 nucleotides long. Its product is annotated as ICE2 family protein. The coding region runs from base 1 to 1611 and encodes 536 amino acids. NCBI's taxonomy places the organism in Eukaryota, Fungi, Ascomycota, Saccharomycetes, Saccharomycetales, Saccharomycetaceae. The record is from RefSeq and is a predicted model, not a curated record. Gene Ontology annotation, biological process: endoplasmic reticulum inheritance; septin ring assembly. The transcript has a single exon. Gene Ontology annotation, cellular component: endoplasmic reticulum membrane; cortical endoplasmic reticulum; perinuclear endoplasmic reticulum.